AUGGCUCGAGUUUUAGUUGGAGUAAAAAGAGUUAUUGAUUAUGCAGUCAAAAUUAGGGUCAAACCAGAUAAGUCUGGUGUAGUCACAGAUGGUGUUAAACACUCCAUGAACCCAUUUGAUGAGAUUGCUGUGGAAGAGGCAGUUCGAAUGAAAGAGAAGAAACUAGCCAGUGAAGUUAUUGCCGUUUCAUGUGGCCCAGCACAAUCACAGGAAACUUUGAGGACAGCUUUAGCAAUGGGAGCUGACCGAGCUAUCCACAUAGAAGUGGCAGGAGCAGAGUAUGAGACCAUGCAACCAAUCCAUGUAGCAAAAAUUUUGGCAAAACUUUCUAAGGAUGAAAAAGCUGAUAUUGUUAUUGUGGGAAAGCAGGCAAUUGAUGAUGAUUCCAACCAAACUGCUCAAAUGACUGCAGCUUUGUUGGACUGGCCUCAGGGAACAUUUGCCUCCAAGGUGGAAAAAACAGACUCUGGCUUAACAGUAACCCGUGAGAUUGAUGGCGGUUUAGAGACAAUCAAGACCAAGAUUCCAGCAGUGAUCAGUGCAGACCUCCGACUUAAUGAACCUCGCUACGCUACUUUACCUAACAUAAUGAAAGCAAAAAAGAAACCUCUAAAGAAAAUGACUGCUAAGGAUUUGGGGGUUGAUCUAACACCCAGAAUAAAGGUUAUCAGCGUUGAAGAUCCUCCAGUGAGGCAGGCUGGCUCCAUCGUUCCAGACGUAGAUACCCUCAUUGCUAAACUUAAGGAGGGAGGUCACAUAUAA
Molecule: messenger RNA, 762 nt
Organism: Parnassius mnemosyne (clouded apollo)
Lineage: Eukaryota; Metazoa; Arthropoda; Insecta; Lepidoptera; Papilionidae
Source: the annotation of a GenBank genome assembly